AUGGCUACUCCAACGAGAAUCCACAUCGAACCUCACAAUACAGCCAUCUUCAGCUCGAACAUGCGAGCAGAUGCCACUGACACCCUCAACGACCUCCUACAGGAGAACAUGGAGAACCACCAUGUAUAUUUUGGAGACGCUGGAAUGCACGACCACAUAGUCCACCAUCUCCUCGCCAUCUAUACACUCGGGGCCUCGGCCGAAUCCCUCAAAGAACAUUACUGCCGCGCAAGGCAGCAACAAUGGCCCGCUAUCGCCAUCGACGAGUCCGUCGUCCAGGCCCUCUCCGACAAGGCCACUUGGAAGAACUUCACGGGAAAUCAUCGGCAGUAUCAGAACUUCCUCGCCUUCUUCCAGCGGGAGCUCGCGAAGAAAAGCGUCGAAGACGUCCUACUCGAGUAUCUCUUCAAGGGUGAUGAACGCAGCGAUGAUAUGCUCGUCCGCAUGUUUAGUGGAAUCUAUCAUUCAUGGAUCCAUCUUGGCUACGCCUUGGAAUUCCGCCAGCCUUGCCUGGUCGCUGAGGCAUUGGCCCAAACGGCUAUCCACUGGACCUGGUCGUUGGAAAAGGUACUCAUGCCAGCUGAGCAGACUCGGCCAUCUUCUCCGAAGGAGAAGAAGCCGAUGCUUCAGAUCCUCAACGAGAUGCGUUCCGAUGCGAGCGUCACAAACGCCCCGAACUGGGAUGAUAUGUACAAGAUCCAGACGCUGUGCGACCGGGCUACAGACCGGCUGGUCCACCAUAUCAGUCAGUUUACAGUAGCGGAGGACGAGAUCGACGAGACAAUCGCGGAUAUAAUGGAUGUGAAUGCAUACAUGACCGCCGCCAGCCAAAACCCAACCAAAGAACUCAAACUCGACUUCUUCUUCAUCCACGGUGUAAACGCCACAAUCUUCCUCUCCAACCUCCUCUCUCUCCCUUUCAUCUCCACCGCAACCAAACUCCGCCUACUCACCUGGCGCGGCCGCAACGAUCUCAUCAUGUAUGCCUGCUGCCGAUGUCCAGCCCUCGACCCAGCCCGACUGACAGCGUAUCCGGCGCGCCAGGACUGGGAAACGCUGUUCGCGAAAGGUAUGGCCUGUCCCCAGGAGGACGGGCAUAUCUCGAAAAUGUUGCGUGCACUGGCGCAUGCGGAGCGGGUCUGCGCUGCGAUGGAGAGGGAGAAGGGGCGUCGGUUUCUGAUGACGGGGGAUGCGUGGUUAAAGCUAGGGAAUAUAUGUGUUGAUUCAGUGCCGGAUGAGGGGUCCAUGUUUGUUCGGUCUGCUGGGUGGGAGGAGGCGUGGGAGGAAUUUGGGGCAAGGAUGGAUUGA
Messenger RNA from Penicillium canescens, 1308 nucleotides. Its product is annotated as questin oxidase family protein. Bases 1 to 1308 code for a protein of 435 amino acids. Gene Ontology annotation, molecular function: oxidoreductase activity. The transcript is spliced from 5 exons. NCBI's taxonomy places the organism in Eukaryota, Fungi, Ascomycota, Eurotiomycetes, Eurotiales, Aspergillaceae. The record is from RefSeq and is a predicted model, not a curated record.